AUGCAGCAUGCUGUGCUGCUGAUGCCCCGAGUUCUGACGGAGAGCCCUGGGCUGAGUGGUCACACCCUUGAAAUUGGCAACAUUCAAGUGUUCCAGGCUCCUCAGCCUGACUCUACCAUUUCUCUUCCCUGGACCCAGGAAGCAUAUACAGAAUACCUGAGAAGCAUUCAUUACAUCUCCCAGGUGUUACUGGAGGAAGUGGAAACCACUAAAGCCGGGGAAACUGUGCCCCCUGAUACCUCAAAGAUGCUGAAGCUUGCUGAGCAGUGUCUGGAGAGGGCCCAGUCAACAGCUGCCAAGCUUGGGAAAACACUCCUGAAGCCAGCCAUGCCUGCGGCUACUCCAGUGCCCUCAUCCACCAGCCGACACCGCCGGGUAUACUCAGAUGAAGGAGGGAAGCUCUCUCCUUUUCUGCCACCUGAAAUUUUCCAGAAGCUUCAGGUGGUAGAGUCGCAAAGCUCUAAGAAAGAGCUGACACCCCUGGAGGAGGCCUCACUGCAGAACCAGAAGCUGAAGGCCGCAUACGAGGCCCGGAUGGCCCGUCUGGAUCCCAGCCAGGCCAUGCAGAAGACAUCCCUGACCCUCUCUCUGCAGCGGCAAAUGAUGGAGAACCUGGGGAUCGCCAAAGCCCGGGAGCAGACACUCCAGCGGAAGAUGGAAGAGCGCCGGCUGCGGCUCCAGGAGGCCGCCAACAGGAGGUUCUGUAGUCAGGUUGCCCUGACCCCGGAAGAGCGGGAGCAGCGGACCCUCUACGCCGCUAUCCUUGAGUACGAGCAAGACCAUGACUGGCCGAAGCACUGGAGGGCUAAGCUCAAGAGGAGCCCAGGGGACCUGUCGCUGGUGACCAACCUGGUCUCCCACCUGCUCAGCCUUCCUGACCACCCGAUCACGCAGCUGCUGAAGAAGCUCCAGUGUGCAGUGUACAGUGCACUAUACCCCAUCGUGAGCAGGGGUGCUGCCAGCAGCACGUCUGCCCCGGACUGCUGCUCCCUGCCCCCGGAUGCUGAUGGGCUGCUGGCUCCUGGGAGCAGGCGGCUCCGGUCCUCGCAGAGCCUCUACUGCAUGCUCUCUCCGCCAGAGCCCGGCACGGCCCUGCAGCCCCAGGACAGACCCCCUGUGGCCUCCCCCUUACCCCUGCUACACCCCGGCUCUCCGGAUAUAGGGGCAGACAGCAGACCCACAGGACUUCCCUCACCCCUGGUGGAUGCCUCCUCCCUCCUGACAGAUAAGGACAGCUCCUUUGAGGACCUGGAACAGUUUUUGGCUACGUCUGAGAGGUGGGGUCGGGGUCUUGGGGGGCAGCCCGAGCCACAGACCCCAGGGGUGAAGAGGGAGCCUUUGCUGGAGUGGCUGAGGAGCACCGUGAAGGACAUACACAAUGCUGUCGACAGGCUGCUCUCACUGACCCUCCUGGCCUUUGAAAGCCUAAACACAGCUGCCUCCAGGGACCGCUGCCUGGCGUGCAUCGAGGAGCCCUUCUUCUCCCCGCUGUGGCCUCUGCUGCUGGCGCUCUACAGGAGUGUGCACCGAGCCCGGGAGGCCACCCUGAGCAGGAGCAUGGAGCUCUACAGGAAUGCACCCCCCACAGCCAUUGGCAUCCCCCCCAAGCUCCUCCCCCAGGACCCUGAGGCCAAGGGGGCUGGUGUCUACCCCUACUGCACGGCAGCCCAGGAGCUGGGACUGCUGGUCCUGGAGAGCUGCCCCCAAAAGAAGCUGGAGUGCAUCGUGCGGACCCUGCGGGUCAUCUGUGUCUGUGCAGAAGACUACUGCCACGCCCAGGAAGCUGUAGCCGAGGCUGGGCCCCAGCCUGGAGCCCCUGCUGCCAUAGGCGCCGACGACCUGCUGCCCAUCCUGUCCUUCGUGGUGCUGAGGAGUGGCCUCCCCCAGCUGGUGUCGGAGUGCGCGGCCCUGGAGGAGUUCAUCCACGAGGGGUACCUGAUUGGAGAAGAGGGUUACUGCCUGACAUCACUGCAGAGUGCCCUGAGCUACGUGGAGCUACUGCCCCGAGGCGCCCUGGGCAAGUAGUGGAGGUCAGACCCUAGGGUUCCUGAAGGUUCAGACCUCCCAGGGCCGUCCUUCCUGCACCAUGGAGCCACAGGACCCUCUGAGGACUGUCCAGGAGCUUCAUGCUGCCCAGCACACUUGGUGCUGGGGCCCUUGGGGAGGCGGGCCAACUGUGGGGGGGACUCUCCAACUCUUGCCCAAUUCCUAACCCACAUCUGCCCUCGGGCUUGAGCCGGCAUCUGCUCCUGAUAGGAUGUGGCCAAAUCAAUUCCUAGGAACCAGGCCCUUCUCUCGUUUGUGCCAGCUCUGAGAAGCCCCUAAAAAAUGAGCCACAAGCUCCCCUGGGGCCCCCCAACAGGGACACUGGGGUGGCCCCUGGGGGGCAUCAGGGCAGAGUGGGGGCUGUGAGCCAGCUGACAGCAGUGGUCUGAUUUCUCUCCCCUCCCAUCCCCUGGGACUGUCUAGGCUCCUCUGAGCCAGUCUCUCACUGGAGUCGAGAAAGAGCGUGGCCUGGGCCUGGUUGGUGGGAGACUGUGCUGCUUACUACAGGGAGGGCCUCCCCUGCCCAUCCUCCCACCUGGGCCCAGAACAGUCUCUGCUCCUGGCUUACCUGGGCCAUGGGCACUGGAUAUUCCAGAACCCCCGGCCAACUCCCGCUCCCUGCACAUCCUCUCCCAGCUCAGCGUGAGCCCCAGGAUCAGCACCCUCAACUGUUACGUGCCCCUGUGCGGCCACCAACCCAUCUGAAAUAAAGGGGUCCUGCUGUC
Molecule: messenger RNA, 2771 nt
Organism: Galeopterus variegatus (Sunda flying lemur)
Lineage: Eukaryota; Metazoa; Chordata; Mammalia; Dermoptera; Cynocephalidae
Gene: VPS9D1
Product: VPS9 domain containing 1
Biological process (GO): vesicle-mediated transport
Cellular component (GO): endocytic vesicle; cytosol
Molecular function (GO): small GTPase binding; guanyl-nucleotide exchange factor activity
Source: RefSeq, a predicted model, not a curated record